ACUGACGCCAUCGGCGGGCGCCGCGCAGUGACGUCAUCACGGUCGUUCCCGGCGCCGCUCCCGAUCCCGAUCCCGAUCCCGGCCCCGGCCAGCGAGGGCGGCUUGGGGCGGUCCGAUGCGGCGGCGGGCAGGAUGCACCAGAAGCUGCUGCGCAGCGCGCACUACAUCGAGCUGGGCAGCUACCAGUACUGGCCGGUGCUGGUGCCCCGCGGCAUCCGGCUCUACACGUACGAGCAGAUCCCGGUGUUCCUGAAGGACAACCCCUACAUCACCGAUGGAUACCGAGCCUACCUGCCCUCCCGCCUUUGCAUCAAGAGCCUCUUCAUCCUCUCCAACGAGACCGUCAACAUCUGGAGCCACCUGCUCGGCUUCCUGCUCUUCUUCACGCUGGGCAUCUACGACCUGACGGCCGUGCUGCCGGCCGCCGGCGCUUCCCGCGAGGACUUCGUCAUCUGCUCCGUCUGCCUCUUCUGCUUCCAGGUGUGUAUGCUUUGCUCAGUAGGAUACCACCUGUUCUGCUGCCACCGCUCCGAGAAGACCAGCCGGCGCUGGAUGGCGCUGGAUUACGCGGGCAUUUCCAUCGGGAUCCUGGGCUGCUACGUGUCAGGCGUUUUCUAUGCCUUCUACUGCAGUAACUACUGGCGCCAGGUCUAUUUGAUCACUGUGCUGGCCAUGAUCCUGGCAGUGUUUUUUGCUCAGAUCCACCCCAGUUACCUCACACAGCAGUGGCACAGGCUGCGCUCCAUCAUCUUCUGCUCCGUGUCUGGCUAUGGAAUCAUUCCCACCAUCCACUGGGUCUGGCUCAAUGGAGGCGUUGGGGCAUCCAUUGUACAGGAGUUUGCUCCGCGGGUAUUUGUCAUGUACUUCAUCGCUGCUGUAGCUUUUCUCUUCUAUAUUUCCAAAGUUCCAGAAAGAUACUUCCCAGGCCAGCUGAACUACCUCGGCUCGAGCCACCAAGUGUGGCACAUCCUGGCAGUGGUGAUGCUGUACUGGUGGCACCAGUCCACAGUGUACAUCAUGCAGUACCGACACAGCAAGCCCUGCCCCGAGUACAGCGCGGACUUGUGAGCCAAGAGGCAGCACAAGAGGAUUGGUGACUCUGGGGGCCUGGGCAUCAUGUGAAGAGCUGUGCUGUCAAGGACUGAGGCAGCUCCUUUGCUGACUCUUGGGCUGUUAUCCCCUUGCUGGAACAGAGUGUUACUGCAAGCUUUGAUAAACACAGCAGCACUGCCUGGGUCGGAGGGGUGUUUGCUUCUCAGCCAGUUCCUGCCCUGCAGUCAAGCACCCAACAGCUUUUCCUGGAGCAGGACAGCAGGAGGCUGAGCUCACUUGGCACACAGACCCCAGCAGAGUGUUUUGUUACUUGGCAGACAUGAGUGGCUCAGCCAAGGCUACUCAGGCCUGGCAGCGUGCCUGUAAAAUUGCAGGAACUGUGGGAGCUGGUCCUGGAUCCAAACCACAGCCCUGGGGGCAGGGCAUCCUUCAGCCACUACAUGGAAGAUGUGCUCAUGCUUCAGCACUGGCACAGGAAUGCAUGAACUGGAUUCAGUGGACUUCUGUCCUGCUCUGGAUGAGCUCUUUCCCAUUUCCUGGGAGAUAACAUCACUUGAGGUCCUGCACACCUAGAUCUUCAUUGUCCAUCUUAAAAAUAGCUUCCCCCAAGAGGGAGGUCGUUGUUGUGCCAUUGCUUGAAGAGAUUUCUCUAGAUCCCUUCAGUAAUCUGGAAUCAGUAUUCCAAAAUAUUCCAGGAGUAGCACUAAGCUUGUGUGCAAUCAGGGAACCUGCUGGGGAGGCAGAUUCCUGACUUUGCCCUUUCCCUGUGUGCAGGAUGAUACUGCAUUUGCAGACACUGCUGGCCAAAAAGACUUGCUUUCACAAUCCUGCCACAGUGCCAAGGCUGCUGGGAGUUUCAGGAUGUGUUGUGGAACCAUCCCUUAUGAACACCAGGGAGCCACAGAAUACACUGGUUAUUGCACAGCUGCUGCCCCUACCAUUAAGCUCCAGGGGUGCCAGUCUUCCAAACAGCUUUGAAAUCCUUUGGACUUCUGGGUUGGAGGCAAGGAUGCUGUUAGGACAAAUCCUAAGUGGCUGUGUCCUUGUGGAGAGGACUUCUCCCAAUCCACUGGGAGAGGCAGGCUCUGUAGGUUGCCCAAAGCUGCCUCCCUGUGGGCUAAGGCAGAGGAGCAGGACUUGUUUAGAGUUAGGGUGUGCCAAGGAGAUGUGGAGUAGAGGUGGCAGCUUACCAUAGGCAUCUGCACUCCAGGAGAAGGCAGGAUGGGAACUUCUUCUGAUGUGCUGGACAGGGAUGCUGUCUUUUUGGGUCAGAGGGUGGUUUUGGUGAUUUUCUCUGGGGUUUUUUAACUCCAGAAACAAGUAUUGGCAAAACUGACUCUGCAUUACUGAUUCAGCUCCCAGAGCUUUCAGCCUUUCCGUGUAAACACUGAUUUUUUAACAUUUUUUUUAACUUGACAGCCAAGCAAGUUUCAAGUGCACUAAUUACUACUACUGAAGCCUGACAAGGAACUCACAAGUGUAAAAGUCUGUUUCCAAUGUUAUGUGUACAGUAAUAUCCCAAUAAUGUGUCUGUAAUAUUACUGACUUUAGCUAAUUUGCUAAUGUAUUUUUAUAAUGGAAACUCUUAACUUCUCCAGCAGUUUUCACCAGAUAGGGAAACUGAUUGCCAAGCUGUGCAUUUUUACCUGAGACAAUUUAUCAAGCUGCAUGACUAUCUUUGAUGUACAUACUGAACUUAUAAAUAAAUUCCAGUUCAUUGGCUUUUUC
Serinus canaria (Common canary) is the source of this 2781-nucleotide messenger RNA. It is a transcript of the gene PAQR3, whose product is annotated as progestin and adipoQ receptor family member 3. The record is from RefSeq and is a predicted model, not a curated record. Gene Ontology annotation, cellular component: membrane. The transcript has 7 exons. The coding region runs from base 133 to 1068 and encodes 311 amino acids. Gene Ontology annotation, molecular function: signaling receptor activity. Lineage: Eukaryota; Metazoa; Chordata; Aves; Passeriformes; Fringillidae.